GGCCUGACCGUCUCUUUAGCCUUUGUGUCCGCAGAGUCGAGACAGGAAGGAGUGAUCACAGGGGGACUCUGAGGAAGUGGUUGGAUUUCUCUUGGGAUGCUUGGGAACUUGCACAAACGGACCAAGUUUUACUGAAAACUUCUCAAGAACCAAACCCCCAACACAGGUGCUUUUGUCCUUGCUCGAGACGAUGCUCCACCUGUGGUUGUUCCUGCUCCCUUGCCUGAGCCUCGUGACCCUGUCUCCGGCUGAGAAGGGCCUGGAGUUCCCACAGUACGACGGAAAGGACCGUGUUCUCGAUAUCAAUGGCAAGAACUACAAAAGAGCCUUGAAGAAGCACGGCAUGCUCUGCCUUUUCUACCACGAACCCAUCCCAGACAACAAGGAGCAGCAAAAAAAACACCAGAUGACCGAGCUGGUGCUGGAGCUUGUGGCUCAGGUGAUGGAGGAAAAAGACGUUGGCUUUGGAAUGGUUGACGCCCUUAAAGAUGCAAAGGUGGCCAAGAAACUGGGCUUGGAGGAGGAGGGAAGCGUCUAUGUUUUUAAGGCUGACAGGGUGAUCGAGUUUGAUGGUUUGCUCUCUGCCAACACUCUGGUGGAGUUCUUGUUGGAUUUACUGGACGAGCCUGUGGAAGUCUUGGAAAAUAGUCUGGAGCUCAAAGCCUUUGAUAGAAUGGAGGCAGACAUCCGUCUCGUCGGUUACUUCAAGAGUGAAGAGUCUGAGCAUUAUGAAGCAUUUAAAGAAGCUGCAGAGCAUUUCCAACCCUACAUUAAGUUCUUUGCUACAUUUGAUAGAUCUGUGGCCAAAGAGCUGACUCUUAAACUGAAUGAAGUAGACUUCUAUGAGCCCUUCAUGGAGGAGCCUGUCACCAUCCCUGGCAAGCCUCACUCUGAGGAGGAACUGGUCGACUUCAUCAACAAACACAGAAGACCAACCCUGCGAAAGCUGCGUGCAGAGGACAUGUUUGAGACGUGGGAAGAUGAUAUAGAAGGAAUCCACAUUGUGGCGUUUGCAGAGGAAGAAGACCCUGACGGAUAUGAGUUUUUAGAGAUCCUGAAGGAGGUGGCCAGAGAAAACACUCACAUUCCUAACCUCAGCAUCAUCUGGAUCGAUCCCGAUGACUUCCCUCUGCUCAUUCCUCACUGGGAGAAGACCUUCAAACUGGACCUGUUCAGACCACAGAUCGGAGUCAUUAAUGUGACGGAUGCGGACAGUGUGUGGAUGGAAAUGGAGGAUGAGGAGGACCUGCCCACACCUCAAGAGCUGGAAGACUGGAUUGAAGAUGUGCUUUCAGGCAAAGUCAACACUGAAGAUGAUGAUGACGAUGAAGAAGAUGAGGAUGAAGAUGACGAUGAAGAAGAAGAUGAUGAAGACGAGGAUGAAAAUGCCGAAGAUGAUAAUGAAGAAGAGGAUGAGGAGGAAGAUGAUGAUGAUGAGUAAAUGUUUUUUGAUAUGUCAUUGAUAACUUAAGUUUUUUGAUGUGUUCUUAUUGAUUGUUAAAAAAAAUCUAUCAUUCAUUAUUUAAAAUUUGCCUUUUUGACUGUAAAUAAUCUGGAACAGGUUUGGGGGGAUUAAAUUAGAAAUGGCUUUUAUGUGGAAAAGACUUGACAAAUGUUAAGUUAAUGAAUAAAUAAUACAUCAAUA
This is a messenger RNA of Oryzias latipes (Japanese medaka), 1645 nucleotides long. It is a transcript of the gene casq2, whose product is annotated as calsequestrin 2. Gene Ontology annotation, biological process: regulation of cardiac muscle contraction by regulation of the release of sequestered calcium ion. NCBI's taxonomy places the organism in Eukaryota, Metazoa, Chordata, Actinopteri, Beloniformes, Adrianichthyidae. Gene Ontology annotation, molecular function: calcium ion binding. Gene Ontology annotation, cellular component: sarcoplasmic reticulum lumen; Z disc. The record is from RefSeq and is a predicted model, not a curated record.